Molecule: messenger RNA, 1560 nt
Organism: Apis laboriosa (Himalayan honeybee)
Lineage: Eukaryota; Metazoa; Arthropoda; Insecta; Hymenoptera; Apidae
Source: RefSeq, a predicted model, not a curated record
AUGGACUUGUCUGUGGACAGCCGCCACUGCGUUAUCAUCGUUUUCGAACGCUCGCGUGUAUCCUAUGUUUAUUUACGAGUGACACUAACAUUCCUCUUAGUCGCGACUCGAGUCACAAAUAGAGUAUAUAGCGGGUCUUCGUGUAGAGAAAUGCAUCGACCAAAAGGGAAAGGAAAGGUUGAAAGUGAUUCUACGAACGGAACCACUAUUUUUAAAACGCCAACAAAUACCAGAAUCUCAACCAACGAAUCGACCAUGUUACCCUCGUCGAGGCUUCUCCACGAGUUAUCAGAUCCUAUAAACGGAAUCACUACGUCUAAGACUCUAACCAAUACCAGAACCUCGACGAACGAAUCAACUACGUUACCCUCAACCACCGUCGACGAAGUCGUGAGGAACGAUGACGAUCCCCCGCCUUACAGCCCGAUCGCGCCUCCGAAUCACGUCGGCUGGCCGUUCGACUUUUCGGGAAAUCGGUAUUCCGCGUACAACGCUACAACCUAUACAACGGCUCCAUUGGCCCCGUUCCAAACAAGCCUAACUUCGCCUGGCUUCGGUUUCCAUACCGAGAGAGCGGAGGAACAUGCAUCGAUUUCGAUGCCUUUAAUGCCUUGCAGGCUAUUUAUGUUCGGUUCUCGGAGAUCUCUGUUUCCACACGAUGGUCCGACGUUUACGGAUAACAUCUCGGUUAAUAAGGAGGAUAACCAUGAAAGAACACAUAGAUAUGGCGCCAUUUUAAUUGGAGCGGCUGUCAUUAUUUUUCUUAUGGUCCUUUCAUUACUCGUGAGAUUAAUCAUGGAUAAAAAUCUUUGGCGAAGUUAGCUAAGAUCAUGAAAUGUCGGCAAUAUGUGGUAUGCAGAUUUCAUUCAUUCUCAAUCUAGACUGAAUCUAGAGUAACUUUAUCAUAGCAUAAUUUCUCUUGCGUUGAUGUAAUAACGAGUAUAAUUAGAGCAUGGUCGUCAUGCAGGAAGACUGGAAUUUCGAAUUUCUUAUAUCGUGUAUGUUCUAGCUGAUUUUGUUCAUUAAUCAUUUGUGUGCAGAAGUAUUUAAUUACCUUUAUCAAUUUAUUGCCAAUAAUUUUAUAAUUCAAAACAUGUAAAUCUAUUUAUAUUAGUAGGUAUGUUUUCGUGACAGUUCCUUUAUGACAGAUUAAAAGAAAUAAAAUAUAUUGUAUAUAAAGUAAAAAAAGUAGAAAAAAUCAGGAGUGAAAAAUAUUCAAAUUAUCUAAAAAUUAUUUUUACUUUUUAAUACAUUUAAUACGUGUUACGUGUAUAUAUGUAUUACGGAAAAUUUCUUCACAGCAGAUAACGCAAAGCCGUAUCAUGGAUUUUCUUCAAAAAAUGAAGAAAACGGAAAAAAAGUUUAUUUAGAUUUUAUUUCGUGCAAUAUGAGUAUUGUUGCUAUUGUAUAUAGUUAUUUUACUUUGUGCAUUUUUCAUUGUUUUAAUUUUUGUAAAAAAUUCGUCAUUAGGCUUUCGGUUUUUGACAACGUAUUGAAAUACUUACAGAAUAGAUAUUAUUAUCUUGUAUUUCAAUUUUUAAUUGCUACAAUUGAAAAAUA